AUGAAGUUGUCUGCUACUGUUACCGUCUUGGGGUUGCUCCCCUUGGCCCUGGCCGAAUCGAUUCUGGUCACGUUCCCUUCAGGUACCCCUGACUCGGUGGUUGAUCAGGCAAAGCAAUCAGUUAAGGACGCUGGUGGCAAGAUCACCCAUAAUUACACUUUGCUCAAGGGCUUCGCAGCCGACACCAAGGCCGACUCGGUCCAACAGCUGUCAACUGAAUUCGCGGCAUACAAUCCAACUGUCGAGAAAGACAUGACUGUCACUAUUCAGUGA
Aspergillus tubingensis is the source of this 273-nucleotide messenger RNA. RefSeq lists its product as uncharacterized. The record is from RefSeq and is a predicted model, not a curated record. Gene Ontology annotation, molecular function: endopeptidase inhibitor activity. Gene Ontology annotation, biological process: vacuole fusion, non-autophagic. The transcript is spliced from 4 exons. NCBI's taxonomy places the organism in Eukaryota, Fungi, Ascomycota, Eurotiomycetes, Eurotiales, Aspergillaceae. Bases 1 to 273 code for a protein of 90 amino acids.